Messenger RNA from Mya arenaria, 455 nucleotides. RefSeq names its product perlucin-like. The coding region runs from base 129 to 395 and encodes 88 amino acids. Lineage: Eukaryota; Metazoa; Mollusca; Bivalvia; Myida; Myidae. The record is from RefSeq and is a predicted model, not a curated record. The transcript is spliced from 5 exons.
AUGCCUUGACAUUUUGCAAGAACAAGGAUGCUGAACUGGUCACUGUAGAAACAGCAAAUGAGAACCGAUUCCUCGUGCAUUUUGCAGGGAAGCUUUUCCGCAACACCACUCAUAGUCGGGUGAACACAAUGUUUUGGCUUGGAGCGAGUGACGACGACAUUGAAGGAAUAUGGAAGUGGGUGGCUACAGAUGAGGAGCUGAACUUCGAGAAUUGGGAUGUUAGCAACAACCAGCCUUCCAGUAUCCAUGACAACCACGAGGAUUGUCUGGUUAUAAAAGGUGAAUACGACUUCAUGUGGCAUGAUGUGGAGUGUGAUGCUGAGCAUGGCUUCCCCCUGUGUGAAAUGCAAGGCACUAGCACAGGAGGUACGAACCCGCUCUCUGCUAUUGGAUAGAUUAGUCUUAAAUGUACAGGUAGAUUGACAAAAUAAAAAAGAUAACAUUGAUAACAUUUA